UGAUCAGAAGGAAAAGCAAAACAAAGGUUUGUGAAACAAGUUUGUGUGGCAGUAACCUCCAACACGGCUGGACUGAUGGAAAUGCAAAUGAGCCCUAACCAGGUCGAAAGAAUCCGAUAGCUUCGGUCCGCCCAUUCUUCAGUCUGAAAAUGUGCGGCAAUCCGAACACGCGUCUGCUUUCGCGGCUAGUCAUCGACUUCCUGAUUCUUCUGGGGAUCUAUGGAGCGGCCCUGGUGGUGCUCCCCCAGCAGAUGGCGACGGCCCAGCGGGGCUUCCACUGCAGCGAUGCCAGCCUGAAGUAUCCCUAUCGCCAGCCCUGGCUGACCAAGGUCCACCUGACGAUCGCGGUGGUGGCCCUGCCCGCGGCCUUCGUGCUCGUGGUGGAGAUGCUCCGGGCCGCCGUGGUGCCCAGCUCCGCGGAGCUGAAGCAGCGCUUCGUCUUCGUGGGCGUCCGCAUCCCCAGCUUCAUUAGCGAGUGCUACAAAGCCGUGGGCGUGUACCUCUUCGGCCUGGGCCUGACCUUGCUGGCGAUUCGGCUGACCAAGCACUCGACGGGCCGCCUGAGGCCCUACUUCCUCGACGUCUGCCAGCCGACGUGGGGCGAGGAGGGCGGCGAGGGCUGUUCCGGGCUGUCCGCGGAGAACUCCACCCUCUACCUCGAGGACUUCAGCUGCACCGAGUUCGCCGCCUCGCAGGACCUGCUCGCCCUGGUGCGGCACUCCUUCCCCAGCGGCUUCGUGUCCAGCUCAUGCUACGCCAUGGGCUUCCUGAUCCUCUACGCCCAGGCCCGCCUCUUCGCCCCCUGGCUGCGAUUGGUGCGGGCCACGCUGCAACUGGCCUGCGGCUCGCUGGCCCUAGUGGUCUGCUGGGAGCGCAUCUCCACCUACCAGAACCACCUGACGGACGUGGCGGCGGGCGCGGCCCUCGGCUCUCUGAUGGCCCUCUUCGCCACGGUCUCCGUGGCCCACUUGUUCGCGGAGGUGCGGGUGAAGCGCCGGCAGUGGCCGAGGAACGAGCAGAUCUACGGCUACGCGGGGUACUACAGCAGAGCCACCUACGGCUACUGAUCUGGGAGGGGUUGGCUUUGCUACAUUUAGACACGCUAAUAAAACGCUUUUAAUUUAUUAACGCAGUUGGUGGUUAGUUAAUUGUAAAGGCAGGUUCCAGUAUCGGGACUUUAAUUGCUUAACGGCUUCUGUGUCGAUUCUUGCUUAUUGGAUUUGAUC
Drosophila rhopaloa is the source of this 1226-nucleotide messenger RNA. Its product is annotated as putative phosphatidate phosphatase. Gene Ontology annotation, biological process: phospholipid dephosphorylation; signal transduction; phospholipid metabolic process. The record is from RefSeq and is a predicted model, not a curated record. Bases 150 to 1067 code for a protein of 305 amino acids. The transcript has a single exon. Gene Ontology annotation, molecular function: phosphatidate phosphatase activity. Lineage: Eukaryota; Metazoa; Arthropoda; Insecta; Diptera; Drosophilidae.